Messenger RNA from Amphibalanus amphitrite, 1071 nucleotides. RefSeq names its product cuticle protein CP14.6-like. Gene Ontology annotation, molecular function: structural constituent of chitin-based larval cuticle. Gene Ontology annotation, cellular component: chitin-based extracellular matrix. The record is from RefSeq and is a predicted model, not a curated record. NCBI's taxonomy places the organism in Eukaryota, Metazoa, Arthropoda, Thecostraca, Balanomorpha, Balanidae. The transcript is spliced from 3 exons. The coding region runs from base 58 to 495 and encodes 145 amino acids.
UGCCACGGCAGGCCCCGAGGACGGCCAACAUGCAUACAGCGGCGAUACGCCCUACAGAUGCCAUCAGGAGGGUCGGUAUAUAACACGGCUACGGAUGGCAGCGGCGGCAGACAGACCACGGUGCAGCGGACCGCGCAGAUAGCCAGUCACACAGCAGCCAUGAAGCUCCUGAUUGUUCUCUGUCUUCUGGCGGUCGCCCUUGCCAGGCCAGAAAGGAAUGCCCAGGUCGUCUCCAACUUCAACGAGCUUAGAGAAGACAACUCAUACGAUUUCCAGUUCGAGACGUCCAACAACAUCCUCCGCGAGGAGUCGGGUCUCUCCUACCCGGGAAACGAGCCGGAGACGGGCCGGUAUGUGCAGACGGGCAGCUACGAGUUCGUCCAUCCCGACGGCACCGUCACCAGCAUCCAGUUCAUCGCCGACGAGAACGGAUUCCGGCCGCUGGGAGCCGUGAUCCCCCAGAUCACCGAGCAGGUCAACAUUCAGGACGCCUAGUGGGACCCACCGGAUGUCAGACAGGCCCUGGCAGACUCCAUGGGCCGCCGAUCGGGAUAGGAUGGCAUGGAAGUUAAAUUCGUACGGCGCACGCUCCGGCAGGGAAAGGUGUCAAGUCAAGGUGGACGGAGACACUGGUGAGAUGCCGGUUCUGCCGAUGGGUUCCCAAGCCUACUAGACGGAUGUCGAAUCUACCGAAAAGCUGCAAGUUGUACCGAGGUAUCUGUGAAGUCUGCCAGCAGAUCUGUGCCAUCGCAGAUGUCGAUACAGUUAACAAAGGCCGCCUGGACAUUCGGCACGCGCCAGAGCUAAGCUCCUCCGACUUCCACUGCUGACUCGAUCGACAUGUGCCCAGGUGCUCAAAUAUUUCAUUUUCAUAUGUGUCCAUGAUCAGUGAUCACGCGCAGAAGCAUAUUUAGGGAUUAGGUAUAUGUCAAAAGGGCUUUGGGGGAAACGCAUUUAUUAAAUGUAAAAAAGUGAUCACAUUAUCCAACAUGUAAAUGAAUAAGAAGUCAUCUAAUGUGAUAUGUUUCUGGUCAACAUAUUGACGUAAAUAUAUUUCAACAAAUGCUUUCA